CUGUGAAGCCCAUUCUGCCUUGCACGGGGUUGGUGAGCUGACGGCAGGUGUGUAAAUGCUGCAGUAGUGAGUGAGGUUUGAGUGGAGCUGUCCCAGUGCUGAAAUGAAGUGAAGAGAAACAGCUGUAGAUUGAGAGCGGCAGUCAGAGGAGGUGGGUAACAAGUGGAGGGAGGCGACUGAAAAAGGGGGGAGGCAAAAUGCAAUCCAGACAGGCAUGAGAGAGAGCGAAAGAGAGUGAGGGAAGAAGAGAGAGAGGGAAGGAGAGAGAGAGGGGGGAGAGGAGCUGGAGACGCAACAGCUUGAAGGAGAGCAGAGAGAAGGGUGGGUGUUGAUGGUUUUCCGCAGAUACUGAGACUCCCAAAGACCCUUCCUCACAACAAGCAACAACCCUUACUGGGUGAAAGGACAGACAGACAUGUAUUGGGGUGUGUGAUCUCGUAUCAGAGGAAGACAGAAGAGGAGCAGGCUUCAUAGUACCCUUUUGUGACAAUCUGACCAUCACUAAGGACAGAACCAUCCAGAAGAUUCCAACAACAUGGCGGAUAUCAUAAAAAUUACAGUCCUGGUUGCCCUUGCUGUGGUGGUUUCAGCUUCCACAGAGGAGUCGGGAAAUAGAUCUUGUGGAGCAGUUCAGCCGAGUAAAUGUGAACCAGGCAUCCUACUUCCAGUCUGGCAUCCUCACAACCCAUCGACAGGAGACAAAGUUGCCCGGGCGGUGGUGUACUUUGUUGCCAUGCUUUACCUCUUUCUGGGAGUGUCAAUAAUCGCUGACCGUUUCAUGGCUUCCAUUGAAGUCAUCACUUCGCAGGAGAAGGAGAUAACGCUCACCAAACCUAAUGGAGAAACCAGUGUGGCUACUGUAAGAAUAUGGAAUGAGACUGUCUCCAACCUGACACUGAUGGCCCUGGGAUCUUCUGCUCCUGAGAUCCUUCUUUCAGUUAUUGAGGUGUGCGGUCACAAUUUCCAAGCUGGGGAACUUGGUCCAGGAACAAUUGUAGGUUCUGCUGCAUUUAACAUGUUCGUCAUCAUUGCCAUAUGUGUAUACGUCAUACCAAAUGGCGAGUCACGGAAGAUCAAACAUCCAAGAGUGUUUUUCGUAACAGCGACAUGGAGCAUUUUUGCCUAUAUUUGGCUCUAUCUGAUUCUUGCUGUAAUAUCCCCAAGCCGUGUACAAGUGUGGGAAGGACUGGUAACCCUCUUGUUCUUCCCAGCAUGUGUGCUCUUUGCUUGGGUUGCAGACAAGCGACUUCUCUUCUACAAAUAUGUUUACAAGAGAUACCGAGCAGACCAUCGAAGAGGGAUCAUCAUCGAGACGGAGGGUGAGUUUCCCAAAAGCAUUGAGAUGGAUGGUAAAUUGGGGGCUGCAGCAGUGGUCACAGGAGAGACCAAGGAUGUUUCAGUGCAGGAUAGUGAAGCAGCGGCUGCCGAAGCCAAAGAACUAGAUGAGAGUCGCAAGGAAGUAAUCCGUAUCCUGAAAGAAUUAAAGCAGAAAUAUCCAGAACGAGAGCUGGAUCAACUUGUAGACAUGGCCAACUACUAUGCCCUGUUGCACCAGCAAAAGAGUAGGGCAUUCUAUCGGAUACAAGCUACACGUAUGAUGAUUGGGGCAGGUAAUGUACUCAAGAAACACGCAGCUGAACACAGCAAAAAGCCGACAAAUCUGCAGGAAGUGGCAGCUGAUCCAGGAGAAGAAAAUACCAGCAAGAUUUUUUUCCAGCCUUGCAACUAUCAGUGUUUGGAGAAUUGUGGUAUGGUGACACUCAAUGUUGCUUGUCAUGGAGGAGAUGGUACAAGCACUUUCUAUGUAGACUACAAAACGGAAGAUGGGUCUGCGAAUGCAGGUUCAGACUAUGAGUACAGCGAAGGAACACUGAUCUUCAAGCCAGGGGAGACACAGAAGGAGCUAAAGAUUGGGAUUAUUGAUGAUGAUAUCUUUGAGGAAGAUGAACAUUUCUUUGUGCGACUGAUGAACUUAAGGGUGGGAGAUGCUGAAGGAAUGUUUGAGCCAGAUGGAGAGGGUAAUCCGAAGGCACGUCUGGUGUCUCCACUCAUUGCAACUGUGACCAUCCUAGACGAUGACCAUGCUGGGAUAUUUACAUUUGAGGAGAAGCUGGUCCAUGUCAGUGAAAGUGUGGGAGUCCUGGAGGUUCGAGUGGUGAGAAACUCGGGGGCGAGAGGAACUGUGGUCAUACCAUAUCGGACAAUGGAGGAAACGGCCAGGGGAGGAGGAAUUGACUAUGAAGAUGCAUAUGGAGAACUGGAGUUCCUUAACGAUGAAACGGUAAAAACACUGCAGGUGAAAAUCGUGGAUGACGAAGAAUAUGAAAAACAGGAGAAUUUCUUCAUAGUCUUGGAGGAACCACGGUGGAUGAAGCGUGGGAUUUCAGCUCUGCUUCUCACUCAGGAUGAAGAUGACAAGAAACUGACAGCGGAAGAAGAAGAGGCGAAACGCAUUGCGGAGAUGGGGAAACCAAUACUGGGGGAACAUUCCAAGAUGGAGGUGAUCAUUGAAGAGUCGUAUGAGUUUAAGAGCACGGUGGACAAACUCAUAAAGAAGACCAACCUGGCGCUGGUGAUUGGCACACACUCCUGGAGAGAACAGUUCAUGGAAGCAAUUACCGUCAGUGCCGGUGAUGAAGACGAGGAUGACGAUGGGAGAGACGAGCGCCUGCCAUCGUGCUUUGAUUACGUCAUGCACUUUCUUACCGUUUUCUGGAAGGUUCUGUUCGCCUUUGUCCCUCCCACGGAAUACUGGAACGGCUGGGCCUGCUUCUUUGUCUGCAUUAUUAUUGUGGGAUUACUGACAGCCGUUAUCGGGGAUCUGGCUUCGCACUUCGGCUGUACCGUGGGCCUGAAGGACUCUGUCACCGCUGUGGUGUUUGUGGCUCUUGGAACUUCCAUACCAGACACGUUCGCCAGUAAGGUGGCAGCGACGCAGGACCAGUAUGCUGAUGCCUGUAUCGGCAAUGUGACAGGCAGUAAUGCAGUUAACGUCUUCUUGGGUAUUGGUGUUGCCUGGUCUGUAGCUGCGAUCUACUGGGCCAUUCAAGGGAAAGACUUUGAGGUCAAGACUGGCACACUAGCAUUCUCCGUCACUCUCUUCACCAUCUUUGCUUUCAUUAGUAUCAGCGUCCUCCUGUACCGCCGCCGACCCCAUAUAGGAGGGGAAUUGGGAGGCUCCAAGCUUGCGAAGACCCUUACAGCCCUUCUGUUCAUUGGUCUGUGGUUGCUCUACAUCCUGUUCUCCAGCCUAGAGGCCUACUGCCAUAUCAAAGGCUUCUAAAACUGCAGUGAAAGGUGGGGGAGAGCCACCCCUCCUCGAACUCAAGCCUCAAACAUUCCACUGGCUCUCGCGUUGGCAGUGAUAAGUUUCUUAGAACUGAAUUAAGGGCAAAAAAAUUGGAUAUUUAAAUAUAUUAAACCCCUUCCUCGUUUCGCUUGCCCCGACCAACAACCCAUAGCACAAUUCUGCCAAACGAGGGAAUAAUAAAAAAUCAGUAUUGUAACGAGGUCUUCAAAGCAAAUUGUUGUAAACAAAAAGAAGAAAGAAACAAACAGAUAUAGCACAUUAAGGAGGGAGCUUGGAAAUGGGAAGCAAGCAGCACAGACAGUAGGAAGGAUUUUGUCUGUUUCAGGGGACAGUAAAGGGAAAAAAAUACCAAGUUUAUCAUCCUCAGCACUUCGAAAGAAAACAAACCAAAUCCUCCUUUUUUUGUACAAUACAGGAAGUAAAAGUGUAAAGUGUGAUAUAAUGUUGCUUUAUGCGCAUAUCCAUUUGGCAACAUUGCAUCAAUUGCUAUUGAAUUAUUACAAAAGGUUUGGUCCCUACAGACACCCUUCUAUUCUGAUAAUUACUUCCUAUAUUUCUUAAAAAGGGUUUGUUUAUAUCUCUGCUUGGGUUUGUAGUACACUUUAAAAAAACAAAUGCUUUUCUUUCUUUACUGUUGCCUGUAAAUUGCCAUCAUUUUGUAAUUCUGUAAAAUAAUGGGGUGAGACAGACCAUGCAAAUAGAGUCCUCUAUAAUGAUAUAAGUAUGUACAGACAGGUUACGUAACUCUUUCCUAAUCAGUUAUUGCCAUUGUAUCUCAAUUGAAAGAAAUUCUCUAACUGCUCUCCACUAAUAGGAAAUCAAAUCUCUAGCAAAUGCUGUAAUUUUUCUACAGAGUAUUAAAUCCAACAUCAUCAGAGGAAAUCCAUUUAAAAAAAUGAUUCUAUGGGACAUAAGCAAUACAGGAAAGCUGCAGGGUGUAUAAUUUACAUGGGAUUAUCACUUAAAUUUUGUUAGAAGAUUGGAAGGAGAGAUUCCCUCACCAAAUACUAACACCAUAAAGAGAGAUAGUAUCACUUUCUGUCAUCCUGCAGUGGGAGGGACAGACUCUGUGACUCAUAGCUCCUUCUCUCUGUGUCACCCUGCAGUGGGAGGGACAGACUGUGUCCUAUAGCUCCUUCUGUCUGUGUCACCCUGCAGUGGGAGAGACAGACUCUGUGUCCCAUAGCUCCUUCUGUCUGUGUCACCCUGCAGUAGGAGGGACAGACUGUGUCCCAUAGCUCCUUCUGUCUGUGUCACCCUGCAGUAGGAGGGACAGACUGUGUGUCCCAUAGCUUCUUCUGUCUGUGUCACCCUACAGUGGGAGGGACAGACUCCAUGUCCCAUAGCUCCUUCUGUCUGUGUCACCCUGCAGUGGGAGGGAGAGACUGUGUGUCCCACAGCUCCUUCUGUCUGUGUCACCCUACAGUGGGAGGGACAGACUCUGUGUCCCAUAGCUCCUUCUGUGUCACCCUGCAGUGGGAGGGACAGACUGUGUGUCCCCUAGCUCCUUCUGUCUGUGUCACCCUGCAGUGGGAGGGACAGACUCUGUCUGUGUCACCCUGCAGUGGGAGGGAGAGACUGUGUGUCCCACAGCUCCUUCUGUCUGUGUCACCCUACAGUGGGAGGGACAGACUCCGUGUCCCAUAGCUCCUUCUGUCUGUGUCACCCUGCAGUUGGAGGGACAGACUCUGUGUCCCAUGGCUUUUUCUGUCUGUGUCACCCUACAGUGGGAGGGACAGACUUAGCUCCCUUAUGUCUGUGUCACCCUGCAGUGGGAGAAACAGACUCUUUGUCUCAUAGCUCCCUUCUGUCUGGUCCACCCUGCAGUGGGAGGGACAGACUCUGUCUAUGUCAAACUGCAGUGGGAGGAUAUUACUCCAGGCGCCUUGUCUGUUAGGCCAAAUUAAGGUUCCUUCUCUGUUGCACAGCUGAUCCCCUUUCUGGGCCAGGGGUGAUCCUGUGAAAGCCAUAGGAAUGCACAUUCAGCUUCCACUGCCCUCUAAUUUGGCUGCUAGCUAUAUAAGGUGGAUCCCAGUUACUCUUCCUCCUUUUCUAAAUUUCUGUCAGUUUUAAAGCCCUAUCGAUUGGUUCAGGUUCCUUAAACUAGCCAGUCAGGAUUAAGCCAUUUGCCAGCUCCUUUUCCUAAAUGAUAUUUACAUAUUUAUUAAUUAUUAAUGUAAUGUAAUUACCUGAUUACACUGCCAGAGGCCAGUCUUGUCUAUACUGCCACCAACUGUUUCCUGUCCACCACAGAUACGCCCAAAGGUGGUGAUGGUGUUUCUCGAUCACCGUGAGUUGAUGAUUGGUAUUAUUAUUAUUUAUAAAGCAUCAACAAAUUCUGCAGCUCUGUACAAUAGAUAACAGAGAAGUAUUUACAAGGCGAGAUUGACGCACAGGAACAGAGGGUGCCGAGGACCCUGCUCAAACCAGCUUACAUUCUAGAAGGAUUUGGUAAAGUGACACAAGAGGUAAGGUUAGGUUGUAUUUCAUGUACGGAAAAGUAGUUUACUAGAAUAGUUUACAAAAAGGUUAGUUUAUUGGAUGACACAGUUGCAUGAGAGCCCACAGUUUGGCUUUUUUAUAAUUGGGGGGAAAUAUGGCAGAGGAAGGGAAGAGAUUGAAUAUUUUUGUGAGAGUCAGAGCAAGAGAAAGAGCGCGAGUGAGAUGUGAGGGAAUAUGAUCGAAGGAACAAGUGGUGAGACUGAAAGACCGAAGCAGAGCAGAAACCUCUGAUGGCAUAGCGGGUGGAAGUGAGCAAAGAACUACAGAGAGAGUGGGGUUGGGAUAAGUAUUCAUAGGGGUAGGAAAGAGAAUAGAAAUCACGGAAAUCUUCUCAGUGAAGUGAGUUGCAAAGUUUGUAGCAGUCAAGUUAGUAGGAGGAGGAGCAGCAAAAGGACGAAGGAGAGAGUUAAAAGUGUGAAAGAGGCAUUUGGGUUCUUGGGAGAGGGUGGUUACGACGUUAAUGAAGUAGUUUUCUUUUGCGGAGGAAAGCACCAAACUGUGCGAGCGUUGCAUAAAUUUAUAGUGGAGAAAGUCUGACACAGAAUAAGACUUUCUCCAGCAGCAUUCAUCAGUUCUAGAGUAUUUCUGGAGGUAAUUGGUCAGCUUAGUGUUUCAAGGUUGUAACCGGAAUCACUCAGAUUGUUUAAAUAUAGGAGGCACUAUGAUAUCAAAGUCAAAUACCUAAACGGCCUCCUUUACAGGAGUGUGGGAGAAUUGUAGGUCAUCAACACAUGAAGAAGCAGGAGUAGUGCCCUCAGAAGGGGGAGCCAGGUCUUAGUAGGGUAGUGAGUGCUAGUAGGGUGGGAGAAUUUGAUGUGAAGAGGUCGUGUAAAGCUGUUGUUUUCAGAUUGCUGCAGAUGGAGCGGGCGUCCCACAGUGUGCAUGGAAUGUUGGUAGAUGAGGAUAAAUGGCAGGCUACUUGGGUGAGGUUUGAGUGGUUUCUGAUUAUCUUAGUGCGCACAGAGAAGGUGAAGAUCUCUGGGUUGGGAGAGCCAUCACCAGCUGCUAGAAAUAGGAGAAGAGAUAGUGACAGGGGAUGUGAUUGGGUUUUGUAUGGACAGGGUCUAUAAUGAGAUUGUUUAGGAGUAGGAGAGAGAGAGAAGUGGGGAGUGUGGCAGAGAGGGGGGAAAUGGGAGGUUGGAGGGUAAGGAGUAAAUUUGAUACUAGAGGAGGAAAGGGUAAAGAAGAGGAGCCUGCAGGAUUUAGAGUAAUUGCUUUCAUUCUCUGCAGGUGAGGGGAGAUUAUAAUGUAGGGAAUCCCCUGCAGAGCACAGGUGAUUAAUGUCUGGCUAAUUCUCCUACAUCCAGUAGCGCAUCUCCCAAACCUGGCAUAAAUCUCUGCCCAAAAAGCCAUUGCCGUCUUUACAGCUUCACCUUACAAAAGUUAUGUUUGAAUAUAAGGAAUGUAUAAAACACAGAUGUAUAAGCUGAACAGUUUCUAAAUGAAUGAAUCUGUAACCAUUUCAGCUAAUUGUAAGUCUUCCAGAGAGCGCUGGUGUAGGACGCCGCAGCCUGUCGAAGCAGUAAACACGAGCUGUAAGUUUUGCAGCAAAUAUUCAUUGUGUGGUUAUGUGAUGCAAUUCAGAUGUGCAAAUGCUGCAGGAACAUUUCCUAAGUCAGUAGCUGCCCUGUCUGCCAGUCAGAGAACGCACACUGACGUGGGACCCGAACAUGGCGAUUAACAACCAUCCACAGCACAAAUGAUCGCAUUCAUUCACAAUAAUGGAGAUGGUUUUCCGGAUGUCUGCUGAUCCCCAAAUCAUCAUUAUUCUCAACACACUUAUUCCAGCCACCACUCACGGUGAUCGGACACCAUUUUCUGAUGUGCGCUAUAAGCAGCGGAGACUGUGCUGCCCAUGGACCCCUGGGUUUCAUCCCGAUGGGAUGCGUCUCGUACAAGGGUGGAAAGGACUUUAAUAAGCACAUCGCUGACACUUUCUGCAUCCCCAGGCAAGCGCAAUUACGAAAAAGUGGCGGGUUAAUAGAUGGAGAUUUACAUUUAAAUGUUUACCAAAAAGUAAAAAGAAAUAUUAAAAAACUGGGGGCAAAUAUGUCCCACUUUCUUAGGCAGAUGGGGCUCAAUGGACUGUGAGGAGAGCUCUUACUGCACACGAACUGGUAGUCCCCCCUGUGGCUGUUUUUAUCUGUAAUGCUGACCCUAACCUAUGGCCCCUGUGUAUGAGUCACAUAACUGUUGAUCUAUCUCCUUUAUCCUGUGUUACUUUCCUUGUCCAGUUCACCACUUCUACCCAUGUCCACUCAUCAUCUCCACGUUCUUUUUCCUUCCUCUGUCUUGCUCUGUUCAUUCCUAUCCCCCAUUGUAUUAUCCCAUCUGUGCCAUCCAUUCAACCUCAUUCAUUAUAUCCCCAGUUGUCUCUCUCCCCAUCUCUCUAUUCCAGCUCCCUCUCUCCCUACCUCUCCUCUCCAGCUUGCUUUCUCCCCAUCUCUACUUUACAGCUCCCUCUCUCCUCACCUCUCCUUCCCUGCUCCCUUUUUUAUUUCCAGUUCUAUGUCGUUGCACUUCUUCUCCCCAGAAGACUAUUUUUCCCCUCUACUAUUUUGAUGUCUUCCUCCCAACAUUUUUCUCCUCACCUGUUUUUCUCUCUCCUCAUGUCCCCAUUUCUCUUCCCCCUUCUGUGUCCCUCUCUUGACAUCUUUAUUCCCUUUCCUUCUGUCUUUCUCUUAUCACCAUUCCUUCCUCCCACACACUGCAUCUCUCCUACCAUCUCUUUUCCUUUGUUGUGUCUGACCUAUCUCUCUUCCCUGAUUUCUCUCUCCUACCAUCUCUCUGCCAUCACUGUCUCUCGCUUACCAAUUCUUACCAAUUCUUUAUGUCUCUCUCCAUCUCUCCUCCCCUGCUGUCUCUAUCCAUCUGUCCUCCCCUGUUGUCUUUCCACAUAUCUCCUUUCCUGCUGUCUCUCCCAAUCUCUCCUCCCUUGCUGUCUCUCCUAAGUCCCAAUCUGCCUGUGCUGAUAAAGAAUGGUCCCCAGCAUGUCUAGAUGAAAUCUAUAACUUUAUGAAUAUAAUUAUUUAUUUAUUUUGAAA
Molecule: messenger RNA, 8856 nt
Organism: Pelobates fuscus (common spadefoot toad)
Lineage: Eukaryota; Metazoa; Chordata; Amphibia; Anura; Pelobatidae
Gene: SLC8A2
Product: solute carrier family 8 member A2
Exons: 8
Coding region: 536-3283 (915 amino acids)
Biological process (GO): sodium ion transmembrane transport; calcium ion import across plasma membrane; cell communication
Cellular component (GO): sarcolemma; postsynapse; axon
Molecular function (GO): calcium:sodium antiporter activity
Source: RefSeq, a predicted model, not a curated record